Molecule: messenger RNA, 258 nt
Organism: Rotaria sp. Silwood2
Lineage: Eukaryota; Metazoa; Rotifera; Eurotatoria; Philodinida; Philodinidae
Source: the annotation of a GenBank genome assembly
AUGUAUCCUUCACAAUUUCUAUAUUUAAAUAUAACUAUGAAAAUAACAAUAAUAAAUUCAUCAAAUUCAUCAUCAAUUAUUUUAUCAAUUAUUAUUGGAAUUUGUUUAAGUCUUAUUGCAUUUAUAACAGCUAUUGGAAAUAUAGUUGUACUUUUGGCAUUUUAUUGUGACAAGAAAUUACGUACAAUUAAUGAUUAUUUUAUAUUAAAUAUGGCAAUUGCUGAUUUUCUUGUUGGUUUUUUCUGUAUUCCAUUUUAA